Serpula lacrymans var. lacrymans S7.9 is the source of this 1275-nucleotide messenger RNA. RefSeq lists its product as uncharacterized. The record is from RefSeq and is a predicted model, not a curated record. The coding region runs from base 223 to 849 and encodes 208 amino acids. NCBI's taxonomy places the organism in Eukaryota, Fungi, Basidiomycota, Agaricomycetes, Boletales, Serpulaceae. The transcript has a single exon.
GAGGUUUACGGGGAUAAUCAGUCCUCGUCUAUCGUUGCUGUUGGACAUGUAGCUGUACUCCGUUCACCCAAUCGCGGUGAGAGUGACCACGAAACCAAGAAACUCAGAUUUAUUAGAAGAAAAUCCACAGAGCUAAUUGAGAAGCCUCGGGCCCUUCCUUGUCGUACUCUCGGGUAUGCAGAUCUCAGUCAAUACAAUAGCGAACGGCCUGGUCCCAGCAGGAUGGUCACUGCAGUGCCACGCACUCCGACGUCGAUUAUACAGAAGCGCAGCAUAAAUCCGUUCGCGCAUACCUUCCACGCAGAAUCACAAGACUCUGAGCCCUAUGUCGAUACCCCACACGUCACCCCAAAUGGUUCUUUACAUUGGGGCAUACGAGACACCAGUUCGAUUCCUGCUUCGUCUUCCCAGGAACCUGUCCCGGAGGCAGUGACGUAUUCGCAAUUAGGCCUUUCUCCAGAGUUUUCACAAGGCGAUACGUCUCCCAUCACACCCAUCGUUCCCCCAUCGCACACAGUAAACAGUGAUCCUUCAUUUCUAUCUUCUCGCGAAGCCCCUGAUUCUUCCACCGACUCGCCCACUCCCGCAUCACCAGAUCUUCAUCCCGUCAGCUCAAAGCGGACGAGAGCACGUCGUAACGCAGAUAUGAUAUCACCUGAUCCUCCUUCUCCGCGCUACUUUCUACGUCGGCGAUCUCUCUUAUCUGUUCACACUCCGCCCCGUUUACGUUCACAUCCUUAUCCAGUGAAGGUUUCGCCUCCUAGGAAGAAUGCGAAGGCCUCUUCACGUCCUCGCCGCAUACGAAAUGACUCCAGAAACGGCUUUCAGGAGUCCCUUCCGUCUGGGUGAUGGAGCUGGGUGAUGUAUUGCUAUGUCUCGUCCGCGGAAAAGACUUUCUAUCAUGGUCGCUAUAGCUCCUCAUCGCACUCGGACGCACGUUGUAAAUCACAGUGACAGUCUUCAAAGUGUGCGCGUAUUUUGCGUUUUGUUGUCAGUUUUUGUCUUUCUCUCGUGGGACAUUCUUGUUUCUCCUAUCUUUAUUGUUUUCCAUUCUGCCAAACUGGUGUAUCCAUAUCCAGGCUACCACAAGAUGUUAUUACUAAACACCGGGUCCACAGUGAAGCUAUAUGUACUUUCUUACACAUAUCAAGAGGGGUCUGAAGACCUCAACGGUCAAGGAGCUCGGUCAUAGCGCGCAGUUUACUAAACUUAUAUCAACUAGAGUAUGUGUCACUCAAUGUCCACCAUGAUUGCUAAUAUACACAAAUGCUUUCU